Messenger RNA from Copidosoma floridanum, 2001 nucleotides. RefSeq lists its product as uncharacterized. The record is from RefSeq and is a predicted model, not a curated record. Lineage: Eukaryota; Metazoa; Arthropoda; Insecta; Hymenoptera; Encyrtidae.
AUCAUGAUAACGACAGCAGUGUUGCUAGCGACGCUGGCCCUCGCCGGCGCCGUGCAUCCCUUGGACCUCGUGGAGGACCUUGUGGCGUCGCCCUCGAGCCAACAGGAGAGCUCGCCGAUCGCCCCGCCCCCGGUGAAGCUCGACAAGAACCUCCGGCGAGCUCUGCUCAAGGCCCUCGUGGACCUCGAGGCUGAGUCGGCCGAGCAGCACCACCAGGAGCAAGAGGACCAACAACAAUCGACCACCAGCGGUGCCGAGGACAAGCCAACCGAGCGGCCGGCGGUCGACGAGGACCGGUACGACUUUUUCGAGAUAUCGAAGCAGAAGAGCGCGAGCUUCUCCUUCGACAGUUUCCCGGGAGACGACGAGCCCCCGAGCGAGGACAAGCUGCAGAACUCGAGCUUCGUCGAGAGCGACAGGUACGAGACGCGGAAGGACGAGGGCCCCAAGUCAAACAGCAUACACCAGGACCCGCCCAAGGAUUACACCAAGGGCGUGCAGGUCCACCACGUGGUGUCCUCGGAGAAGGCCUCGGCGAUCUACGAAACGAAGCCAUCGUUGCCAGCCGAGCACCAGUUCCUCGAGAGCGCAGAGUCGCGCAACCCGGUCGUCCCCGGUUCAACCACGAGCAGCAGCACCAGCACGAGCAGCACCAGCCAAAUCCAGAAGAGCGUGACUUUUGCACCGGUGGCGGUGGUGGAAACACUGACGGCGAGCGCGAGCGGUAACGUAGCCGCGGCCGCAGCCAACGCCCUUGUCGCGCCCCGGCCUUCACCGUCGACCAAGCUGGACAACGAGGCUGGCUCGAACAGCAACGCGACCAACCGAGCCCGAGCCAACUCUGGCACGAAGAUCGCGAGCAACAAGCAAGAGUCGGCCGAGGAGGUGAGGAUCUUCCAGGCGCCCCUCGUCGCCGCGUUCACCGUCCAGCAGGACGAGCGCGGAGUGCCCAGGAGCGUCGUGCCCCUGUACCGCGCCGCUCGCAACGGCACCGGCCACGAGCAGCCCCUCACCCUCCAGGAGCAGCUAGAUUUCAAGCAACGCCUCCUCGAGAAGCAGCUCCUCCAGUUGCAGGCCCAGCAGCUCCAGCAGACCCAGUUCCUCAUACGCCAACGCCAGGCCUACGAGGAGCAGCUCCGCCAGAAGCAGCAACAGCACGAGUUCUACCUCCAACAGCAACAACAGCAACAACAGCGUUUAUUACUCCAGCAGCAGUUUGGGCCCCCGGCAUUGCCUGGCUUCCAGGCCCAGCCACAGCUGAGCUUCGUCCAACAGCUGCCCCAUCAGCAAAACCCGUUCCUCCAGCAGCAGCCGUCCUUCAAAGCGACGAGUGUCCAGCUCCAGCCCAGCCUGAGCCUCGAAGUGCCGAGUGUGGUGUCAGCCCCGCCCUUCCAGUCCAGUUCCCAGGUUUUGCGCGGCCUACAGCAACUACCACCCCAGCCCCAGCAAUUCCAGCCGUUCAACGUUCACCAACAACUUGAGUUCCAGCAGCCGCCCUCCCUGGCUGCCCCGGUCACGAGGUUCAACCGGCAGGAGGCCUUCAACUCCGUGGGCAACUUUGGCUUCAACAGCUUGUUCCCCGUCAACGAGGACAAGACCGCGUUUAGAAACAACAACAACAACAACAACAACAAGCAACAGCACUUUGUUCAGGCCAGACCGGGGGUGCCCCAGCAGCAGCUGCCCGUGCAGGGUCAUGGCUUCAACUUUGUGCCCUUCAGGCAGCAGCAGCAGCAGCAGAGGCCGUUCGGCCAAACGCCCACGACUCCGGCGCGCCAGAUACAGGACCUCCUCUUCCAGUCGGGCAUAGCCGGGGACCUCCAAGGUGCCGGCACGCGCAACCACCAGGAGGACAUCAACAUCGUCUCUAAGGUCCUGGCGCUCAACGUCGGGGCUUUGCCGGCCGCUGGACUCCAAAGGACGAAAGCCAACGGCUUCGCUGCCCAACACCUGCAGUUCGGUGUGCUGAAGAAGAAGUGAGGACGCCUUGGCGAGACAUCU